CCCCAUCUUUUUUUUCUCUCUCUUCGCAUUCGACUAGUACGACGAAGAAGAAGAAGAGAGAAAACUUUUAGUGAGAGAAAGUCUUAGAGAGAGAGAGAGAGAGAGAGAGAGAGUUGAACCCACAGUAUAAUGAACAAUUUCUAGCUAGGGUUUUGUUGAAUUGAUAAAUUAUUCAGAUGGAAAUUUCUGGUAGACGAUCGAAUUAUACUUUGUUGAGUCAAGUUCCGGACGAUAAUUACCUUCCUCCGCCGUCGAAGUACUCUCUCACUGGCGGUGGCGGUGGCGUUGGAGGUGGAGGAGUAGCAUCGUAUUAUGAGUCUCAUUCUGGUGAGAAGGGUAAAGGCAAAACAGGUGAUAAUAGAGGAUUUGAUUGGGAUUUGAUUGAUCACCGUAGUAGUAUGAUGCAAGCGCCGAAUCGGAUCGGUGCGGCGGCAUUUCCAGGUUCGAUUGGAUUACAGAGGCAAUCAAGUGGGAGUAGUUUUGGUGAGAGUUCGAUCUCCGGAGAGUAUUAUAUGCCGUCGUUGUCUAAUGCGGAGGCGUCGUUUGGGUACCUCAAUGAUGGCGGUGUUGGCGGUGGCGGUGCUGAAUCGAGGAUGAAGCCGUUGGAAGCUAACUUAUGCGGUGGCUCGUCUUCUAAGAGCUGGGCACAGCAGACUGAGGAGAGUUACCAGCUGCAGUUAGCUUUGGCUUUACGGCUUUCUUCGGAAGCUACCUGUGCUGAUGAUCCAAAUUUCUUGGAUCCUGUGCCUGAUGAAUCCGCAUCCCGUGCUUCAGCUUCAGCUGCUUCAGUGGAGACCCUUUCCCAUCGAUUCUGGGUAAAUGGAUGCUUGUCGUACUUCGACAAAGUGCCUGAUGGAUUUUACUUGAUCCAUGGGAUGGAUCCAUAUGUCUGGAUUGUCUGCUCCGAUCUACAAGAAAAUUCCCGCGUUCCAUCUAUUGAAUCAUUGAGAGCCGUUGAACCCUCUGUAGUACCAUCAGUUGAAGUGAUUUUGAUUGAUCGGCGUACCGAUCCUAGCUUGAAAGAACUGCAGAAUCGGAUCCAUAAUCUCUCUCCUAGUUGCAUCACAACAAAAGAAGUAGUUGAUCAGCUUGCUAAGCUGGUCUGCAGUCAUAUGGGGGGCACAGCUUCUGCCGGAGAAGAUGAGUUGGUUCCUUUGUGGAAGGAGUGCAGUGAUGACCUGAAGGAUUGUCUAGGAUCCACUGUGCUUCCCAUUGGUAGCCUGUCUAUCGGCCUUUGUAGGCAUCGAGCUUUGCUAUUUAAAGUGCUAGCCGACGUCAUUGAUUUACCAUGUCGAAUUGCCAAAGGAUGUAAAUAUUGUAACAGAGCUGAUGCUUCCUCGUGUCUAGUUCGAUUUGGACUUGACAGGGAGUACCUGGUUGAUUUGAUUGGGAGCCCUGGAUGUUUAUGCGAACCAGAUUCUUCGCUCAACGGCCCAUCUUCUAUCUCAAUUUCUUCACCAUUGCGAUUUCCGAGAUUCAGAGAAGUUGAACCAAGAACUGAUUUCAGGUCACUUGCCAAACAGUAUUUCUCGGAUUGUCAAUCGCUUAAUCUUGUGUUUGAGGAUUCUUCAGCAGGAGCUGCUGUUGGUGGAGAUGCAGGACAAACUGACCGAAAUAACAUCGAGAGAAACAGUGCAGUCCCUAGUCCAGUUAAGCGUGAUGAAAUUUCUCGGUUACCUGUGCCUCCAAUUAGGGACAUGGCUCCUGGGAAUUAUGUCCGUCCAAUUUUGCAUGGAGAUACACAAUUAUCAGACCCUAGAGACAUAGAGAAUGAUAUGAGAUUUCUUGAGGGAGGAAGUCAACUUGUUCCCGCUAGAACAAGUAGAGACCUUGCCCUUGAAAUAGAAGAUUUUGAUAUUCCCUGGGAAGAUCUUGUUCUGAAGGAGAGGAUUGGGGCAGGGUCUUUUGGUACCGUUCACCGUGCUGAUUGGAAUGGCUCUGAUGUUGCUGUGAAGAUUCUCAUGGAACAAGAUUUUCAUCCAGAGCGAUUCAAGGAAUUUUUGCGGGAGGUUGCAAUUAUGAAGCGGUUGCGACAUCCAAAUAUUGUGCUUUUUAUGGGUGCAGUUACUCAGCGACCAAACUUGUCCAUAGUUACAGAAUAUUUAUCAAGAGGAAGCUUAUAUAGACUUCUUCAUAAACCUGGUGCUAGGGAGGUUUUGGAUGAAAGGCGUCGGUUGUCUAUGGCAUACGAUGUGGCAAAGGGUAUGAAUUAUCUACAUAAACGCAAUCCUCCCAUCGUUCAUAGAGAUUUAAAAUCUCCUAAUCUUUUAGUGGACAAAAAAUACACAGUGAAGGUCUGUGAUUUUGGUCUUUCUCGUUUAAAAGCGAACACAUUUCUCUCAUCAAAGUCUGCUGCUGGAACUCCGGAAUGGAUGGCACCUGAAGUUCUUCGUGAUGAACCAUCAAAUGAGAAAUCUGAUGUAUACAGCUUUGGUGUUAUUUUGUGGGAGCUGGCAACGUUGCAACAACCUUGGAGUAAUUUGAACCCAGCGCAGGUUGUAGCAGCCGUCGGCUUUAAGGGGAAAAGACUUGAAAUUCCGCGUGACUUGACUCCUCAAGUGGCAAGCAUUAUUGAGGCUUGCUGGGCCAAAGAACCAUGGAAACGUCCCUCCUUUGCUGCAAUCAUGGAUAUGCUGAGACCACUAAUUAAACCUCCUGUAACACCUCCUCAACCAGGUCGUACAGACAUGCAGUUGCUUGCGUGAAUGCUUGUAAUAGAUGUAUGAUUUCUGCACAUAUUUGGCAUUCUUUGUUAAUCAUCUUCUGGGAGGAACAAGUCUUCGUUUACUUCAGGCUUUUGUUCUGUACAUAUUAGUUCAGAAUGCCCGUCUAGAGCCAUUUUUUCUUCACAAAUUCAAGCUGCCAUUUCUCCCAGAAGACCAUUUGCAAUUGACUUGUACGUUUCCUCGUGGAAAUAUUGUUUAGCCAUAUGAUUUUGUUAAUGCCAGCAAAUAACAGUUCUUUAAUUUUCUAUCGAGAAAUGAUUUUGUAUGUAUAAGAAUUUAUAAUGGGAAGUUGUCUUAUAGGAAUGCCCAGUUUGUAUCA
Molecule: messenger RNA, 3045 nt
Organism: Solanum dulcamara
Lineage: Eukaryota; Viridiplantae; Streptophyta; Magnoliopsida; Solanales; Solanaceae
Product: serine/threonine-protein kinase CTR1
Exons: 17
Coding region: 177-2705 (842 amino acids)
Biological process (GO): protein phosphorylation
Molecular function (GO): protein kinase activity; ATP binding
Source: RefSeq, a predicted model, not a curated record